Loxodonta africana (African savanna elephant) is the source of this 1867-nucleotide messenger RNA. RefSeq names its product 1-acylglycerol-3-phosphate O-acyltransferase 4 (gene AGPAT4). Lineage: Eukaryota; Metazoa; Chordata; Mammalia; Proboscidea; Elephantidae. The record is from RefSeq and is a predicted model, not a curated record. The transcript has 9 exons. Gene Ontology annotation, cellular component: mitochondrial outer membrane; endomembrane system. Bases 266 to 1288 code for a protein of 340 amino acids. Gene Ontology annotation, molecular function: 1-acylglycerol-3-phosphate O-acyltransferase activity.
AGAGACGUCAGCGAGGACCACUUUUUUCCCCUCCGAAGGGCCCACCCCGUGGGUGGAGUCUCGCGUUUUCCGUCCAGUGUUGGCUGACUUACAGCUCCAGAAACUAGUGGCAGUUUGGGGCCCAGCCUGCUCCUGUCUGCUCCCUAAGUGCAGGCGUCCAGGCAGCCGGACACGAGACACUGUCCUGGGCGCUGGCCGUUUUUCCCCUCUGGAGAUCCACCGCUGUGGUUAUUUAUUUACUUUCCAACAAAAGCAGCCCCUCGCCAUGGACCUCGCUGGAUUGCUGAAGUCCCAGUUCCCCUGCCACCUCAUCUUCUGUUACGUAUUUAUCGCCUCGGGGUUGAUAAUAAACAGCAUUCAGGUCUGCACACUUCUCCUCUGGCCCGUCAGCAAGCAGCUCUUCAGGAGGAUUAACUGCAGGCUGUCCUACUGUAUCUCCAGCCAGUUGGUGAUGCUGCUGGAGUGGUGGUCAGGGACAGAGUGCACCCUCUACACAGACCCCCGUGACUACCCCAAGUACGGAAAGGAGAGCGCCAUUGUGGUUCUGAACCACAAGUUUGAAAUUGACUUUCUCUGUGGCUGGACCUUGGCCGAACGAUUUGGGCUCCUACCGGCCUCCAAAGUUCUGGCCAAGAAGGAGCUGGCAUACGUCCCCAUCAUCGGCUGGAUGUGGUACUUCCUCGAGAUGGUCUUCUGCAAGCGCAAGUGGGAGGAAGACCGCAAGACAGUCCUGAAGAGCCUGCUCAAUCUCCGUGAUUACCCUGAGAAAUUUUUUUUCCUGAUCCACUGCGAGGGCACUCGCUUCACGGAGAAGAAGCACCAGAUCAGCAUGCAGGUGGCCAAGGCCAAGGGGCUGCCCAGCCUCAAGUACCACCUGCUGCCGCGCACCAAGGGCUUCGCUGUCACCGUGCGGAGUUUGAGAAAUGUAGUUUCAGCUGUAUAUGACUGUACACUCAAUUUCAGAAACAAUGAAAACCCAACACUGCUGGGAGUCCUAAAUGGAAAGAAAUACCAUUCGGAUUUAUAUGUGAGCUGCUGUCUUGCAGGCGGAUUCCCCUGGAAGACGUCCCCGAGGACGAGGACAAGUGCGCUGCCUGGCUGCACAAGCUCUACCAGGAGAAGGACGCCUUCCAGGAGGAGUACUACAGGAGAGGCGUCUUCCCGGAGACCCCCAUGGCGCCACCCCGGCGGCCCUGGACGUUGCUUAACUGGCUGUUCUGGGCCUCGCUGCUGCUCUACCCUUUCUUCCGGUUCCUGGUCAGCAUGGUCAGCAGCGGGUCCUCCCUGACGCUGGCCAGCUUCGUCCUCGUCUUCUUCGUGGCGUCCGUGGGAGUGCGAUGGAUGAUUGGUGUGACAGAAAUCGACAAGGGCUCGGCCUAUGGCAACGCCGACAACAAGCAAAAACCAUGACUGCUAAGGCAUCUUCAGAGGGACCUUGGGGACUGGUGACUGUGUGUGAAUCUGCUUGUAGGGCACGGUGACACAGCCGGCCGACCUCCGCUGAGAAGAGCCACGUCAGGACCUGGAGCAGCCUGGUCUCACAGCCCAAGGGGAGCAAGAUGUGCGGCGUCUCUUGUGCCCACUCGCUUUCCUGGGUUUAGGUUUUCUUCCUUUUCCUGUGUGUGUAAGUGUGUUUGCGUGCGCGUGCCCGCAAAUGUGACGGGAGUGAGUGUGUGCUGAGUGUGAGCCUUGUUUAGUGAAAAUCCACAGGGAUUUAGGCCACAGGGGGAGGGCAGGGAUGGGGAGCGAAGGGGGAAAGGGUUCCCCUUCGUCCUUGGUGCUGAGUUUUCUGUAACCCUUGACUGCCAGGAGAAUGAGGAGCGUGCUUUAGGUGAGACGGCAAAAUUACACCUCCAAAAAAAUUAAA